Arabidopsis arenosa is the source of this 1585-nucleotide messenger RNA. The record is from the annotation of a GenBank genome assembly. Lineage: Eukaryota; Viridiplantae; Streptophyta; Magnoliopsida; Brassicales; Brassicaceae.
CCUCUAAACCGUAGAACAAACAUCUUUGAAAUAGUUGAAAGAAAGACAGAAUUUGAUAUGGUAGAGGUUUAUGAGUUAUUGACGGUAGUAGUUUCACUCAUAGUGGUGAAGCUAUUUUAUUGGAUAUAUCAGUCGAGGAAUCCGAAAAGUAACGAAAAACUACCUCCAGGGUCGAUGGGUUUUCCGAUCUUUGGAGAGACUUUUGAGUUCAUGAAGCCUCAUGACGCAUUUCAAUUUCCAACAUUCAUCAAGGAGAGAAUCAUCAGACAUGGACCACUUUUUCGGACAAGUUUAUUUGGAGCCAAAGUUAUAAUCUCGACGGAUAUUGAAUUAAAUAUGGAGAUAGCAAAGAAAAACCAUGUUCCUAGUCUCACGAAGAGCAUAGCACAACUAUUUGGGGAAAACAACUUGUUUUUUCAGAGCAAGGAGUCCCAUAAACAUGUCCGAAACUUGACAUUCCAGUUGUUAGGUUCACAAGGUUUGAAAUUGAGGGUGAUGCAAGACAUCGAUCUCUUGACUCGCAUACACAUGGACGAAAGAGCUAGGAAAGGUUGUCUCGAUGUUAAGGAAAUAUCAAGCAAGAUUUUAAUUGAAUGCCUUGCAAAGAAAGUUACCGGGGACAUGGAACCAGAGACCGCGAAAGAACUCGCACUCUGUUGGAGGUGUUUUCCGAGUGGCUGGUUUAGAUUUCCUCUUAACCUUCCUGGGACAGGUGUCUAUAAAAUGAUGAAGGCAAGAAAGAGGAUGUUGAAGUUACUAAAGGAGACAGUAUUGAAGAAGAGAGCAUCAGGAGAGGAAUUUGGGGAGUUCUUCAAGAUAAUCUUUGGAGGAGCGGAAACAAUGAGCAUAGACAAUGCGAUAGAGUACAUAUACACCUUAUUUCUGCUUGCUAACGAAACAACACCACGGAUUCUUGCGGCUACAAUAAAGCUCAUAAGUGACAACCCUAAAGUCAUGCAAGAGCUGCAAAGAGAGCAUGCUGGAAUUGUCCGGGGUAAGACUGAGAAGGAGACCAGCCUAACAUGGGAAGAGUACAAAGCUAUGACCUUUACCCAAAUGGUGAUCAAUGAGUCGCUUAGGAUCACAAGCACGGCGCCAACAGUAUUUAGAAUAAUUGAUCAUGAAUUCCAAGUUGGUUCUUAUAAAAUUCCAGCUGGUUGGAUUUUCAUGGGCUAUCCUAACGAUCAUUUCAAUCCAAAAAAUUACGAUGACCCUUUAGUAUUCAAUCCAUGGCGUUGGGAGGGAAAGGACUUGGGUGCGAUCGUCUCUCGUACUUACAUUCCUUUUGGUGCUGGCUCUAGACUAUGUGUAGGAGCUGAGUUUGCUAAGCUGCAAAUGGCUAUUUUUAUCCAUCAUCUGUCUAGAUACAGAUGGUCAAUGAAGACAGGAACCACAAUACUUCGAAACUUUGUACUCAUGUUUCCAAGUGGAUGUGAGGUUCAAUUCUUAGAAGACACUGAAGUGGUUAACUCGGCUGGUUCGAAUCCGGAUUAAUUGUUGCGAUGGGUGAAAACCAUCUUGUUCUUGUACGAGACAGUGGUUUGGGUUUAUAUUUCUGUUAAAUAAAUAAAGUAAGAAAGGUACA